Clarias gariepinus (North African catfish) is the source of this 2177-nucleotide messenger RNA. RefSeq names its product transmembrane protein 127 (gene tmem127). The transcript is spliced from 4 exons. Gene Ontology annotation, cellular component: membrane. NCBI's taxonomy places the organism in Eukaryota, Metazoa, Chordata, Actinopteri, Siluriformes, Clariidae. Gene Ontology annotation, biological process: negative regulation of cell population proliferation; negative regulation of TOR signaling. The coding region runs from base 417 to 1133 and encodes 238 amino acids. The record is from RefSeq and is a predicted model, not a curated record.
GCAAAACAGGAAGCGGAAAUCUAAAGAGCAGGGAGAAAACGCGGAAGCGUACUGACUGUUGUUUAAUAUCCAGCCUUUGUGUUUUAGUUUUGUGUUUAGAUGUAAAGGGCGAACAUGGCAAUGUCUUAGUUACAAACCUUGCAAGGUAUAUUUAUAUAGAAAAAGGAUAUUAUAAUUGUAGGAACCUGCCAUGUUUUGUUUUGUGUGAGAAUCUCUGUCGGCUUCAUUAGCUGUGUAGUUUAGCUUUCGUGUUGCUGCGCUAACCGGGCCUGUUCAAUUUCUCUUAAAACUUCCCAAUUCUCCGCUAUGGCUGUAUCUGACUUUCAGUAAACGCGAUCGUUGAUCUUUACAGGACAGUCAUCUCCAAGUUAAGCACCGCCAUAUUGUGCUGUUCAGUUGUACGAUUCAGCUAGUGGAUGAUGUAUGCCCCCACGGGAAGUGCUCACCCUGGAGCCCGCAGGAGACGAGGCGGGCCUGCUAUUCCCAAGCAACCGGAACGCAGUCUGGCGUCCGCAUUCCCUGGUGCACUCUCCAUCACAGCACUGUGCACAGCCCUGGCUGAACCAGCAUGGCUGCGUGUGCAUGGAGGAACCUGCCCCAGACAGGAGCUUGGGGUGGCCGACGUGCUGGGAUAUAUAGACGAAAAGCUAAUUGAAGACUACUGUAUUAAUUCCCAGACAAUUCUACUGUUGCGAGUCAUUGCCGCCUUCUGUUUCUUGGGCAUCUUGUGUAGUCUUACAGCUUUUCUCCUGGAUGUCUUUGGGCCUAAACACCCUGCUCUGAAAAUUACACGCCGAUAUGCCUUUGCUCACAUUUUUACAGUGCUCCAGUGUGCCACUGUGAUAGGCUUCUGUUAUUGGGCUUCAGAGCUAAUCCUCAUCCUGCAGCAGCAACACAAGAAGUAUCAUGGCUCCCUCAUCUAUGUGACAUUUGCCAUCAGCUUUUAUUUGGUGGCUGGAGCUGGAGGAGCUUCCAUUUUAGCUACAGCUGCUAACUUGCUCCGCCACUACCCCACCGAGGAAGAAGAGCAGGCCCUAGAACUACUCUCUGAGAUGGAAGAGAGCAGUGAGACGUAUCCAGUUGACUAUGAUAUCGCUAACCAGUUCCAACCACCACCUGCUUACACACCCUGAACGAAAAGCAUUCUUAAGUCUUUUGUGUUGUCCAGCUUUCUCACCCCAUGCUUAAGGUACCUUUUGCAUCCUCCCAACAAAUAAUGGAUGGAGCCAUGUGCAAAGUCUGUUCAAUGUAAUACAAUGUAAUAAGUCAUCCACAUGUCAGCCUAAUACUCAUACAAUACUAUAUUACCAAUUUGCCCAUGUCUAAUUUCUAUUCACCUAUUUAAGUGUCCAUUGUGGACUUUUAUUAUGGCAGUACUUUUGGAAUGGCUGAUAAUCACUGGAAAAAUUUGUAUUUAUCUUUCAUUAUCAUAGUGUGCGCGUAGAUGCCAGUAAAGGUUGGAAAUUUAAACGAACCUCCUUCUAGGUUCUGUCAAAAGUGGCAUGCUUUACUAUGCACUAGUAACAAGCUAGAUAUACCCUGAGACUAGGCAUACAGAAAAUCUAACUGCCUGUUGGACACAUUGAGUAGGGUUUUAAAAAAACUUUAGGUUUCCUCUUCUUUUUUUCUUCUUUUGCUAAAUACUGCAUGUUGGUCUUUUGUAACAUUCCACAUGAAGAAAUGAUCCACGUUAAAGUUAUUUUGAAUUGCCACUAUAAUCAAUAUGUUCCUUUUACUUUAGAUUUUUUGCAGCUGGUCUCGUGUACACACACACACUUUGGUUUUUCCAUGAAACUGCACAUACACUGUUUUAUUUUAGUCACUGUUAACUUGCUUUUGGAGGGGAUGGCUGGUUUCUUUUUUUAAACACUGAAACCUAAGUAAAUUCUGCAUUUCAAUGAUGCCCAGUGUGUUUUAUAUUUGUUAUUCAUGUUUAAUAAUAUUGUAAAAUACCGAUUUUGCUGUUCAAACAAUUUACCUUAAUACUAGAAUUUGACUUUGUGUAGAUAUUUUAAAUUCAAACUUCGCAAAACUGUGUGUGGAACAAACAUCAAUUGACAAAAGGGUUGUGAAUUAAUUAUUAUUAUUAUUUCUUUUUCUUUUAGAUUAAAUUAUUUUCCCCUGGAUGGUCUUUUAUUUUGUGACGUGUGACUUUAAGGAAAAUGCAUAUAUUCCCC